Molecule: messenger RNA, 5893 nt
Organism: Anolis sagrei ordinatus
Lineage: Eukaryota; Metazoa; Chordata; Lepidosauria; Squamata; Anolidae
Product: netrin-4-like
Biological process (GO): substrate adhesion-dependent cell spreading; basement membrane assembly; cell migration
Cellular component (GO): laminin trimer
Molecular function (GO): protein binding
Source: RefSeq, a predicted model, not a curated record
GGAGGAGGAGGAGGAGGAGGGGACCCGCCGCUGCCACCUCUAAGCAGCCGUCGCCGGGAUUUAUUUAUUCCAAGGCAAAGGCCGGCGAAGGGAGAGAGAGAGAGAGAGAGAGAGAGAGAGAGAGAGAGGCGCAGUCCACGGGAGCCGAGCGAGAGACCUCUCGGAGGAACAGACACAAUCACAACCCUGCCUGCCUGCCUUCCUUAGGACGAGCAUCACAAGCCCAGGGAAAGGGAAACCGAGGGAGAAGCAAAGACACCAGACGCCGAGGGGAAGGAAGGGCUCCUUCCCAAUGCUCGCGUGGGCAAAAGGCUUGUAAAAAGACCCGUGUCCUCCUCAUCCUCACGGAUUUCCGCGGUGGAGCCAUCAUGCCGCGCCAAAGCAUCGCCCUGAUGGUCUUUCUGGAGUAUGUAGUGUCUGGGCAGCUCGGGGCAGAUUCCAUGAAGCUACAAGCCUUCCGUUGUGAUGGCCAUUCCUGCAACCCUGCUGUGGGGAAUCUAGCCACAGGCAGGACACCAGCCACACUCACCACUUGUGGACAAAAUAGCACAGAAUUGUACUGCUUUUACCCUGACCGCCACCUUCUCCAUCCAGCCUCCCAAGGUUGUGGACAGCCCAGGUGCACAAAGUGCAAUGCCAACCAGCCUGAUAAUGCACAUCUCCCUUAUGCCAUGACGGAUGACUUCUUUGUGAACCCAACAUCUUGGUGGCAGUCUGCACAAGGCGUCCAUCGGGAGGAAAUCAGGCUAGACUUGGAAACCGAGUUCUACUUGACUCAUGUCAUUGUUGUGUUCAAGUCUCCUCGGCCAGCAGCCAUGGUGUUGGAGAGGUCCCAGGACUAUGGACAGACAUGGAGGCCUUACAAAUACUUUUCUGUCAACUGCACUGCCACCUUUGGGCUCCCGGAUGACACCACUGAAGAGGGAGCUCUGUGUACAUCUAGGUAUUCAGAUGUGGUGCCUUGUACCAGAGGUGAGGUGAUUUUUCGUGCCUUAACUCCUGCCAACAAAAUUGAAGACCCAUAUAGUCCUGAAGCACAAGAUCUCCUGAAACUCACCAAUUUGCGGCUCUUGCUUUUAAAGAGGCAAGAGUGUCCCUGCCAUGGCCCAGGACUGCUGGAGAAACCCCACCGAUUUGCCCAUUAUGCCAUCUAUGACCUAAUUGUACGUGGCAGCUGCUUUUGUAAUGGCCAUGCAGAAGAGUGCCAGCUCGCCAAUGGGACAGGUGCUGUUGACAAUGUGGUCCACGGGAGGUGCAUGUGCAGACACAACACCGCAGGACACCAUUGUGAGAGAUGUGCACCAUUAUACAAUGACCAGCCAUGGGAGCCAGGCGAUGGAAAAACAGGGGCACCCAAUGAAUGCAGAAAGUGCCGCUGUCACAAUCAUGCCGAUAGCUGCCAUUUUGACCAAAGCGUCUGGCUGGCAUCAAGAAAGAAGAGUGGAGGCAUCUGUGACAACUGCAAGCACAACACAGAAGGCCACCGGUGUCAGAGGUGCAAACCGGGUUUUUACAGAGACAGAGGGAAACCCAUUUCUUCCCCACAGAUUUGCAAACCCUGCUCUUGUCAUCCCAUGGGUACAGUGAGUGACACCUUCAAUCAGAGCUGGAAAUGCCACCCCAAGACAGGAUUCUGUUACUGCAAGGCUGGUGUUGCAGGCCCAAAGUGUGACAGGUGCCUCUUGGGAUACUGGGGCUUUGGAGAACAUGGCUGUCGACCUUGCGAUUGUGCCAGAGACUGUGACAAGCACACUGGAGAGUGUCUCAGUAGUUAUGACAAUCAGGCUUUUUUCAAUAUUCCAAUCGGUGGGAGAAUCCCUGACCUCAUUCAAUCUCCAGCUAAUGAAAGUGACGAUGAGUGGCAGUGGAAUGACAAUGAACAGGGCUUUUCUGCAUUAAGACAUCCAGAAAAGUGUGUGUGCAAAGAGAGGAUACUAGGAAGUGCCAGCAAUUUCUGCCAAAUGAAAUAUGCUUAUGUGAUAAAAGCAAAGAUCCUUUCAGCUCAUGACAAAGGAACUCAUGCUGAAGUCAUUGUGAAGGUCAAGAAGGUUCUGAAAUCUGGCAAAGUGAAAAUCACAAGAAGUAACCGGAGCAUCUAUCCAGAGUCAUGGACCAACAGAGGGUGCACGUGCCCUAUUUUAAACCCUGGUAUAGACUACUUGAUAGCAGGACAGGAAGAUAUACGGACCAACAAGCUCCUCGUGAACAUGAACAGCCUGGUGAAACCUUGGAAAACUCACUGGGGCAAAAUCGUAGCUGACAUGCUUCGAACUGGAUGCAAAUAGUAUCUUCUUUCACAGAGAAAGCCAUGAACUUUACAUGCUAGUACUAUUGCAGUGAAAGGCCUAGUUAGUUUUCUGUCAAUCAAAACAUUCCUGGCUAAGGGGAAUUUAAAAGAAAGACUCCCUUUACUUCUUCCCACUAUGUGCUUUAGAAGGAAAUCUAUGAAAUUACUUUUUCCCCCCAAGAGAUCGAUCUCCAUCUUAUACACACUCAAAGCUCUUCAGUACUGUAUAUCCUUUUGUAUAAGUUCACCUCAAGGGACAGUUUGGGGUUCCAAAAUUGCUGAUUUUACAUCACCUACUGAUAAGUUAAGGUUCAUUCCAUGGAGAAGGGAAAGCACCAGAGUAGCCUAAAUGUAAAACAGUCUGAAGUGGGUCCCUGGUAAAGAGUGGAGGGAAAGGUGCUUCUUUUGGCUUUCAGCACUAUACUCUCAGAAGGGGACAGUUCCCUUUUUUGAUAAAGAGUUCAGGUACAGUACUCGCAGUGACCCAUGGAUAGAUAGACCCAAGUUUUGGGGAUAUUUUUUAAAAAAAACUAAAAUUAGAUUUUUACAUAACUCAAUGCAAUAUUUAGCUGACUGUACAUCUCUCACAGAUGAACUGAUAGCUUCCCUCCAUGGUUUGCCAGAGCUUACACAUAUACCUAAAAUACACUCCAUGUGCGCAGGUUGCAGUCUGACCUGGCUGCUUCCAUGAACCAACCUGAUAUGACUCAACAUGCAGACGUGGCACUGAAGCAUUCCCUUUUGUGAGGCUGCUCUCUUGAAGUAGCCCUGAGGAAUGAACUACAACUUUGUGAAGUUCCAUGGGUAAAAAAUACUUGCAGGUUUCAAAGCUCACUGGACAAACUAGUUGAAAUACUAGAUCCAACCUUUUUUGUUUCUAGAGUGUAUAUGUAUCCUCUUGGUGUUUGCACUGGAAUGGGAAGAUUCUGUAGAUAUAUUUAUGUUGUUUAUGCUUGUAUUUUGCCAGGGAAACGAACAGGCAGAGCCUGUGAGAGUGAAGGAGAGGACGAGAGGGUUCCUAGCACUUAGGCCUCCAGGGAUUCUGUGAUGUGGAAGGGCAUGCCUGGGAUCAGGUCCUGCAGGCAGGAAUUUCCAGGGACUUCCCUUUGCUUUUUGACACAGCUUUUAGGGAAAGGAGGUGGCUGGGUUUGUUAGUAGUAGAAGGCCAGUUCCAUUAGAGCCCAUGGAUUGGCCUUCUGUGGUGCUGUUGUCUCAAGGUACAUACUAGCUCAACAAUCCUGCCUACACAGGUGAAUCUACCUGCUCUUUUCAAGGAUCUGCUCCCUAACUGCUUUUCCAUUGUCAUGCUUUGCACCAGCCAGCCUUCAGGGAGAUUGCUGCUACAAAGGACUUUGUGGAUCAGUGACAUUUCUUUGCCAGGGAAAAGGUACCAUCAACCUGCAAUUCUGUGCCUAAGUGGCAACUAUAACCUGGCUUGAUCUGGGUUUGGUGCAUUCAGCAAAGCACUCAAAAGACAUAGUGAUGUGGCAAAUGGGAUGUAUUAGACCAGUGGUUCUCAACCUGUGGGUGCCCAGAUGUUUUGGCUUACAACUCCCAGGAAUCCCAGCCAGUUUACCAGCUGUUAGGUUUUCUGGGAAUUGAAGGCCACAGGUUGAGAACCACUGUAUUAAGACUGAUGACUCAAAUGGUAGCCAAUUGAUGCUUUUGGGCUUCAGCUUGUAUGAUCCCUCACCAAUGAUUCUGCUGGCUAAGCCUACUGGGAAUUACAGUCUGACAGGUGGAGGACCACAACUGGGGUAGUCACAUGGUUACCAAGACAUGUCUUUCCAAGGUACUAUCUGGUCCUCAAACUCUGCCCUAUUAUGAGUUGGUUCAUGUAAAGAUUCACAUUGCCACUUGGCUUGUGCCCGCAGUUGCUUGCCUACUCCAGGCAAAUACACAUUUCAUCUAGAACAAAUUGCUCGAAGGGUGCAUAGGGUCUAAUUGAGCCAAAAGCCUAUGCAGAGAGAACAGGACCAUGAAGAAGUCUGAAGUGCAGACUUUCAGAAGGAGCAAAUGGUCACUGGGGCCCCUUCUACACUGCCAUAUAAUCCAAUUAAGCAGAUAAUCCAUAUUAUUUACUUUGAAUUGGAUUAUCAGAAUUUGCACUGCCAUAUAACCCAGUUCAAAGCAAAUAAUCUGGAUUAUAUAUGGUAGUGGAGAAGGGGCCUGAGGCAGUGCAGGUGAGCUGGUAUUUCAGCCCCUUGUGCUGCCUGGGUGCCAUAAGUCUUGCUGCUCAAUCAAGUCUGCUCUACUGAAAAAUUGGGAAGGUAGCAGCCAUUCAUGUCUUCCUAGCAACUACUUAGGCUUUGUUAUAUGAUAAUGCAGAGGAAAGCAGAUUAGAAAUGUUCUUUUCACUAUGGUCUUUACAAGGCACAACCUUUUCCAUAAGAUAUAACUACCUGCAAUGUGAACCAGCCACAACUGUUUAUGAGGAGACCCAAUGAGAGUACACAUACAAUACCUCACCUCUGAGGAUGCUUGCCACAGAUGCAGGCAAAACGUCAGGAGAAAUGCCUCUAGAACAUCGCCAUAUAGCCCGAAAAAACCCACAAGAACUGAGAGACACAUACAAUAGUUGGGCCUUUGUUAUUUUCCUGCAUGGUUCAAACUACAUCGCCGCCAUCUCAACUUUGCUGGCUUGCAAUGUGCUCACUAAUACACUCGGCACAUCUUUUUUUAAAAAAUACAUCAAAAUGUAUCUUUUUUCCUCAUAAGAACAAAAAGCAGAAUCAUUUUUAAUCUAGUGUAAAUAUAAUCUGGCCAGUUUGUAUUAUGGAUAUCUUCUAUUAUAAACAUACACCCCCCCCCCCCAAUUCUUGCUGUAGUCAACCCAUCUACAUACACCAUGCCUAGUACUUUGAUUUAAAUAGUAUCUUUAUGGCGAGGUAGGCAAUUUUCAGAUGUUUUCGAACUGCAACUCCCUUGAUCUCUCCUCAUUGGCUGUGCUAACUAACCCAGAUGAUACAUGUAGGAAAAACAAUUGACUGGCCACAUUUGUCCAUCUCUACCAUAAAGGAACACAAAACUAAACAUGAAUGUCAGUCUCUGAGAGGGAAAGGAAGCAGCAGCAAGUAAAGAAGGCUAUCAUUUUCUAGCUUCCAACAAGACGUAAGAGACAUGGACCAAACUGUUAAAAUAUAAGAAGUUUUCAUUCUAUGCUAAGCAUACAUGAGACAUGUGUUCAUAAUCUGCAAUCAAAAACAAUGUGUACUGCUUACACAUUAUUUUUUCUAAAACUUGUUUUGAAUGCAAAACAGUCACUGACACCAACUUCAACUGAAAGCAUGGAAAGAGAUGUAGAUUAUGAGAACAGUGUAAAAUAUAAAAUAGAAAGAGGUAACAACCUAUAACAUAACAGGACAAGGCUUUUUACAUAUUAUUGGUUUUUUGUUUAGGAUGUGAUAGUGCAUUCCAGAUAAUCUCUGAACAGAACAACCUGUUUUCAUUCCAAUGCUGAAGUCUGUUUGGACACAUUAUUGUAAACUCUACUUUUAUAUUAUGUCAAAUUGUAAUGCUGGUUUCCCAUGUCAGGUAAAGAGCUAGAUUGGCUACAUAUUGCUAGAUCUAAGUAUUUCAUUUAUAUAAAUACAUUUCUUACAAGUU